Messenger RNA from Ectocarpus sp. CCAP 1310/34, 2141 nucleotides. NCBI's taxonomy places the organism in Eukaryota, Phaeophyceae, Ectocarpales, Ectocarpaceae. The record is from the annotation of a GenBank genome assembly.
UGGGGUGCUCUGUCUGCAACUUCAAGGAGUUACAGCUCAAGUGGAGCAACGUCGCGGACCACUGCAGGAGUCAUAGGCAUGUGGUGCUGCUGGCCGCGGAGCCAGCGAAGAAGGCUGAGGACGAGGGCACGCUGCGUGCCUUCGGAAUCAUGUCGAAAGCCAAGGGGGGGAUGUACGGUGACACCCUGAGCGACCGUGACAAGCUCCUGCAGGUGAAGUUGGUGGCUGGAUGUUUGUCGGCAGGCAUCCCGCUUCAUGCCCUUGAGGACCCGCAGAUGAAGGCCUUCUUCGACUUCGCGAACAUCCGCGCGCCGGGACGCAGUCAUCUCGCCGAGCACGUCCCGUUCCUGCUGCGCAAAGAGCUUGACACGACCUUGUCGGAGCUUGGGAACGGGAAUUACACGGUGUGCUUCGACGCCACGCCCUACCGUUGCGAGUGCUUCGGCAUCGGACUACGAUUCAUCAACCAGAACGGCCAGGUGGUGCAGCGUGUCCUCAAGAUUGCGAUGCUGAAGAAGUCUAUGUCGGCUCGAGACAUCGUCGGCCAGGUCAACGACACCUUGGGCGAAGAGUUUAACCUGAGGGCGUCACGCUGCAUCGGCUUCAUGCUCGACGGCUGCGCGGCCAACCUGCUUGCUCUCGACUCCCUCACGCAGCACAUCUACCGCAAGUCGGUGGGCAUCCCCUGCUUCUCCCACUUGUUCAACAACAUCGGGACCCGACUGAGAUUCCCGGACGUGGACGAGUUCUUGGGCAAGCUGCACACUCUGCUUUCGCACAGUCCGCAAGCCAAGGCCCUCUUCCGCGAAAUAGUCGGCGUCACAGAUCCUCCAACUCCCAACCACCGGUGGGGUUCGAGGUACGAGCGCGACUACCUCAUCGCCAUGAACUGGCCAGGUGUUGUGAAGUUCAUCGAGGCGUACAAGAGUAACGACGACGAAAAGUCCAAGACGGCGACAUGGCUGCGAUCGGAGCUAGCUCGGAAGCGGAACGACGGGAAGGAUCAGGUCCUCGUCCUUCGGAUGCAGCUGGCUGUACUUGUGGACGUGGGCAAGAUCGUCACCGCUGCCUGCAUCUUCCUGGAAGGCGACGAGCCACUGCUGCACCAAGCGUUCAGCAAAAUCGAGAAGUUCCGGUCCCAGCUCGAGCUAGGCAACGAUGGGCUCUUCAAGGAGGACGUGGCUUUGCCUACUCUGGACGCUGUCAUCGCCGCCGGCAUUGGCCAGGGAGACGACUUCGGAGCCACCGCCGACCUUCUCAAGGCUGAGUUUCAAGACGAACUCGUCCCUCUGCGCACUUACGCAUACGAUCAGAUCGGGCCCCACGAGGACGCUGAGCGGGCGACAGUACUCAAGUAUAUGGAGGCCGCGCGGCUCAUCGACUUCACCUUCAUGCGACGUCACAAGUACAGCGCCAACGAAGUCCGCAGCCUCGCCGUCUUCCCCUUCAUCUCGGAGGAACAAGUCGACAAGCUUCUCACCGAAAAAGACGACUACUAUGUCGCCGCCCGCGUGACGGACAGAGACUACGAUUUUUGGCAGUUCUGGCAGGACCACAAAGAGAAACUCCCGACGUGGUUCGCCGUAGUGUUGGACAUUGCUCUAGUGCAACCCUCGUCGGCUUUCAUGGAGCGCGUGUUUUCGACAGUACGCUCUUGCUUAGACUCAAGUCAGAACAGCUGCUUGUCAGACAGGAUCAUGGCUGCCCUCAUCAAGUACAACGGAGGAAGGGAUAGGCAUUCUCUGAAGCUGCGGUAUGACAAGGAGGAAUUAGCAGAGGAGAAGGAGGGGGAAGCAGAGGGGGAGGAAGAGGAGGGGGACGGGGAGGAGGAGGAGGAGGAGGAGGAGGGGCCUGGCGGUGGAGGGGCUAGCGCGGAGGCGGGGGUGGUAGACGUGGACAUGAGCGACGGGCAAUAGACGACAUGAGAGAUGAAACACGAAAGAGUAGGCUUCGGAGGCGUAUGGUAUGAAAUAGUACUCUUUUUCUCAAUGAUGACUAGUGAUAAACCGGUGCAUUACUGCGACUAGACACAGAGUUAUUUAUAUCCAAAGAACACAGAUAAAUGGACGAGCCCCGAUCCAUCUUGCGCAACAAGCAUAGGAUGCACGAGAGGGUGUUAAAAGGGUACCUGUACGGGCUAG